AUGUUCUCCGCCGCCCGCCAAUGCGCCCUACGAACUGCUCGAACUCGGCUUAGACAGUCGCAACCCGUCGCCGUCCCACAGUACUCGGCCUUUGCACGCUUGGCCUCAACUCUCGCGGUCCUCGAGCAAAAAGAUGGAAAGAUCGUAUCUCAGUCAUUGGCCGCCAUCACAGCCGGAACAAAGAUUGGAGGUUCCAUAACAGCCUUCGUUGCGGGCAAUGGAGUCAAGGCUGUCGCAGAAGAGGCUGCAAAGGCAAAGGGUGUGGAAAAGGUCAUCUACGUUGAGAAUGGCGCAUACGAUAAGUCUCUCCCCGAGAACUAUGCGCCCCUCCUGGUAGAGAACAUAAAGAAGGGCGGAUACACACAUGUCAUUGCCGGCCACUCGGCCUUUGGCAAGAACAUCAUGCCCCGCGUCUCGGCCCUCCUCGACUCGCAACAAAUAUCUGACAUUACUGGCAUUGAGAGCGAAGACACGUUUGUCCGACCAAUCUACGCCGGUAACGCCAUCAUGACCGUCCAAUCGUCCGACAGCACAAAGGUCAUCACCGUUAGAGGCACUGCAUUCCCCGCACCUGAGGCUGAAGGUGGAAACGCAACCGUUGAAGAGGGCGUUGACCCCAAGGCCGAGUGCCCGACUGAAUGGAUAUCCGAGGACCUCCAAAAAUCCGACCGACCCGAUCUCGGCUCAGCAGACAAGGUUGUGUCAGGAGGACGUGGUCUGAAAUCAAAGGAGGAGUUUGACAGGCUUAUGCCACCUCUAGCAGACGCACUUGGUGCUGCCAUUGGCGCUUCAAGAGCAGCAGUCGACAGUGGCUUCGCUGACAACAGCUUGCAAGUUGGACAGACUGGAAAGAAUGUUGCGCCGCAGCUCUACCUAUGCGCUGGUAUCUCCGGAGCUAUCCAACAUUUGGCUGGUAUGAAGGACAGCAAGGUCAUUGCUGCCAUCAACAAGGAUCCUGAGGCACCAAUCUUCCAGGUUGCUGAUGUUGGUCUUGUUGGCGAUCUCUUCGAAAAGGUCCCCGAGCUAACAGAGAAGCUCAAGUCGCAGUAG
Bipolaris zeicola 26-R-13 is the source of this 1050-nucleotide messenger RNA. RefSeq lists its product as uncharacterized. Bases 1 to 1050 code for a protein of 349 amino acids. Gene Ontology annotation, cellular component: mitochondrion. Lineage: Eukaryota; Fungi; Ascomycota; Dothideomycetes; Pleosporales; Pleosporaceae. The record is from RefSeq and is a predicted model, not a curated record. The transcript has 3 exons. Gene Ontology annotation, molecular function: flavin adenine dinucleotide binding; electron transfer activity.